GAUCUCGUAUUAGUUCUCUGUCGUCAAUUCCAAUUCUAACUUACUUGAGAGUGUCACAGGCUGUGGUUAAAAGUUAACCUCAUGCGAUACUUUUGCGUUCGUCGUCAGGCUAAACUCGUUUAUGUGUCGCCAAAUUACAGUGUUUGCAAGAUAUGGACGAAGAACGCAUGCCGAAGCUAAAUCCAGAGACUGAUGCACGAAAAAUAUCAUCCACAGAUGCAGUUUUUAUGAAAUUGAUUGAGGAACAAAAUUUAGAACGCGUACAAAAGCUGAAGAAAGUACGCAGGAAGAAUUUAAUGCUUGGCUCUUUCCUGGGACUUACUGCUAUCGGAAUUUAUGCAUAUUCCAUGAUUUCCAUUAAACAGGAAAAAUUUCUUGAUGACUUUGAUGAGCCUGAAAAAGUUUCUAACUAAUUUACAAAUAAUACUUGUUAUAACUUGUGGCUUGUUAUAACCUUCAGUUCUAGUUAACUCAACGCCAAUUCUUGCAUUGUGAAAAAAGUAAUCAACAUGAGUGGACUAAGGCUCCCACCUCUGCCAACUAUUCGAGACUUAGUAAAACUGUAUAGACUUCGUGCGAUUAAGCAGUUGUCACAGAACUUCCUCAUGGAUGAACGUCUAUCAGAUAAGAUUGUAAAAAUGG
This is a messenger RNA of Cephus cinctus (wheat stem sawfly), 642 nucleotides long. It is a transcript of the gene Ccdc56, whose product is annotated as cytochrome c oxidase assembly factor 3, mitochondrial. The transcript has 2 exons. Gene Ontology annotation, biological process: mitochondrial respiratory chain complex IV assembly. Lineage: Eukaryota; Metazoa; Arthropoda; Insecta; Hymenoptera; Cephidae. The coding region runs from base 153 to 413 and encodes 86 amino acids. The record is from RefSeq and is a predicted model, not a curated record. Gene Ontology annotation, cellular component: mitochondrial inner membrane.